CUCUAGCUCCUGACUGGAAACAGCUCUCCUUUUGGGCUUGGAACUGGUUCAGAACAGUGUCUUCCAUCCUUAGUCCUUACACUCCUCCAUUCAUAAACCCGAAAUUUAAUCUAUAGUCUCCCGUGAUCAAUACAGUCCUCUAUAAAACACACGUUUUGGCACAAUACUACUACUCUUAUGGAAGAAAUGAUCUGGGCUUGUACGUGUUGGGCCUAUUGUACGAUGUGGGCUAGCACCAACCAACCCAAAAGGCUAUUAUGGGAUCCACCGGUUUUAGGGUUUUACCAGGGCAUAGAGGCGAUGCAGUGGCACUCCUGCGAUGGAUAACUGCAAUUCCAUCAAGAAUUGAACAUGGAAAUCCAGGAGCCGGACCCCAAAAGACCAAAAAUGUCCCAAACCACCACCACCUCCGAUGACGAAGACUGUGACACCACCACCGCCACCAAAAAGCCGAGAUACAAGCGCCGCAAGAUCGCCAUCUUCUUCGCAUACUGUGGCGUGGGCUACCAAGGCAUGCAGAAGAACCCCGGAGCCAAAACCAUCGAAGGGGACCUCGAAGAAGCCCUCUUCUUCUCGGGCGCCGUCCCCGAGCAAGACCGCGGACACCCCAAGCGGUUCGACUGGGCUCGGUCCGCUCGAACCGAUAAGGGCGUCAGCGCAGUGGGUCAAGUAGUCUCAGGCCGGUUCUACAUUGAUCCACCCGGCCUAGUCGAGCGCCUGAAUUCGAAUCUCCCUCCCCAGAUUCGGAUCUUUGGGUUUAAGCGCGUGACGGCGUCGUUUAAUGCCAAGAAAUUCUGUGAUCGCAGGAGGUAUGUGUAUCUUAUUCCAGUGUUUGCUCUUGAUCCCAGUUCGCAUCCUGAUAGAGAGAGUGUCUUGGCUAGUGUGGGGUCUGAAAAUGAGCUUGUUAAGUGCUUGGAGUGUUCUGAGAGAGGUCGUAAAGUCGUAGGUAUAAUGGGUAAACGCAGUUUCGAAUCGAAAGUUUCAGUAGAUGAUAGGGAAGAUGUAGAAGGUGAAUCUAAAAACAUUGUUCAGUUGGGCAUUCCAUCGAACGAUGAAGCUGCAAUCGUGAACUCUGAAGUUCAAGAAGAGAUUAAGGCCACUUCAAACAACAAUAACAUAGAUGCUAAUAAUUCAAUUUCUGAAACGAUAAAGGAAGAAGCCGCAAAACUGAGCUCUGAAGUUGAUGCAGAGAUUAUCAAUGGUGAAAAUUCAAUUUCUGAACCCGUCAAGGUAGGAGCUGCAAUAUUAAAAUCUGAAGCUAAAGAAGAGAGUAUGGCUUCCUCGGACAACAGACAUGAUGGUAAUUCAAUCUCUCAACCUAUAAAGGAAGGCCGGUGUUUUCAGGACAAUGAGACCUCUGAAUCGACCCCUGAUAGUAGGGCUUCUGCACAAAACGAGCCUGGUGUUUCUCAUUCUGAACAGUCUGACAAGGGAGAGAAUAAGCUUGAGAAGGGAAGUGGGUUUUGUUAUGGCGACAAGGAGAGGGAGAGAUUCAAUAGAAUUCUGGGUCAUUAUGUUGGAACUCAUAACUUCCACAACUUCACCACCAGAAUUAAAGCCGAGGAUCCCUCUGCCCAACGCUUCAUUGUUUCAUUUGAUGGCAACACCAUCGUCACUGUAGAAGGCAUCGAAUUUGUGAAGUGUGAAGUUGUGGGGCAGAGCUUCAUGCUUCAUCAGAUUCGGAAGAUGAUUGGUCUUGCAGUAGCAAUCAUGAGAAACGUUGCCCCUGAGUCCUUGCUAGAAACAGCUCUACUAAAGGAUGUUAACAUCAAUGUGCCCACGGCCCCUGAAGUUGGCUUAUACCUGGACGAGUGUUUCUUCUCGUCCUACAACAAGAAAUGGAGAGACAGCCAUGAAGAGGUAUCCAUGAAAGCCUAUGCAGAAGAGGCAGAAGAGUUCAAGAUGAAGCAUGUCUACUCCCAUAUCGCAGCAACAGAACAUAAGGAAGGAGUUGUGGCCCUCUGGCUGCAUUCUCUGAACCACCGCAACUACCCCGAUUUAUGCAUUGGGGACAAUGGAGCUGCCUCUGAUGGGAAAAAUGGUGAAGAGGAAACAAUGGCCGACUGAAUUGUCUUGCACUAGUGGCUGGAAAGUGGGUACUAGGAAAGGGAGCACUGAAGAAAAAUUUUAUUUCAGCUUCAAUGAAUGAUAAACUGUUCUAUGGUUUUAUGGAGGCUGGAAACAGAGAGACAUAGCAUCUUUGAAACUACUUGCCAGCUCACCAAAAAUAACGAACUUAUAUAACAAACCCUCUUAUUAAAAUAUAUGGCUAUUUCUAAUACUCCUCGUGAUGGAGAAUGAAUAUUAUUAUGAAUGCCCAUCUUGCUUAAUAGAGCCAUGAAUUGAGCAGGGAAGAGAGGUUUGGUUGACAAGUCUACUACUUGAUGUUGAGAAGAGACAUGGGGUGUUUUGAGGCAACCAUUUUGAAUCUUUUCUCUUACAAGGUGACAAUCGAUCUUUAUGUGCUUAGUUGCUCGUGAUACACCUUAUUAGUUGUUAUAUGUAAAGCAACUUGAUUAUCACAAAACAAAACUACUGGAUUUGGGUGAUCAAUAUGUAGAUCUUUGAGGUUACAUUGGCCAUGGACCUGUAUUCAACUUCUGCUGAUGAUCUUGA
Molecule: messenger RNA, 2616 nt
Organism: Vitis vinifera (wine grape)
Lineage: Eukaryota; Viridiplantae; Streptophyta; Magnoliopsida; Vitales; Vitaceae
Exons: 3
Coding region: 352-2067 (571 amino acids)
Biological process (GO): tRNA pseudouridine synthesis; mRNA pseudouridine synthesis
Cellular component (GO): nucleus
Molecular function (GO): pseudouridine synthase activity; RNA binding
Source: RefSeq, a predicted model, not a curated record